Molecule: messenger RNA, 9204 nt
Organism: Pollicipes pollicipes
Lineage: Eukaryota; Metazoa; Arthropoda; Thecostraca; Pollicipedomorpha; Pollicipedidae
Product: dynein heavy chain 5, axonemal-like
Biological process (GO): microtubule-based movement
Cellular component (GO): axonemal dynein complex
Molecular function (GO): ATP hydrolysis activity; dynein light intermediate chain binding; dynein intermediate chain binding
Source: RefSeq, a predicted model, not a curated record
AUGCGGCUGCACAUGGUGAAGGCGGGGAAGGAGAUGCGGCGCCUCUAUCACCGCAAGGUGCUGGAGGUGCUGAUGAAGGCCACCAAGGCGGCGCUUGAGUCGCUCCGCAAGCGUGUCUCCUGGGUCGAGAAGGGCACGUUCUCCCUGCUGACCCCGACCCGUGCGGCCGUGUUCCGCAUGGAGGCGUCGCUGACCGGCCAGCAGGUCACCGUGUCACCGGCACUGGACCAGGUGCAGGAGACGUUGGUCAGGGCCGGCAAGAUCAUCCUCUCCGUCAGCAAGGGCGUCAGCCAGUGGUGUCGUCACAAGAAGCACAAGCCGCCCCAGCCGCGCUGGGGCACCAACCUCGGCCACACCGUCAAAUACCGCGAGGUGCAGGCCCAGCACAAGAACUAUUUCGCGUACGUGUCUGAAAACAAGGAAGUAACCAAGCUGGUCGUCCUGCUCGGCAACUGCACUCACAACACCAGAAUGCGGCUGAACGCGCUGCUCGAUGAGUGGUCGCAGUACGACCACCUGUGGCGGCAGGACCGCCCGGCCGCCAUGAAGCGGCUCGCCCGCAGCCCGCCCUCGCUGUUCGAGUUCGAGGAGCAGCUGCAGCGCUACCGCGACAUCGAACGCUCCAUAGAGGAGCAGCCCAGCCUGUACCGCGUCGGCGCCAUCGUCGUCUGCGUCGACGAGCUGAAGCAGAGCCUGGUGGCGGAGCGGCGCCAGAUGCAGCGACUGAUGGCCCACCUGACGCAGGAGGGUCGCCGGCUGGCGCGGCCCAUCCGCGACCUCGAGGACGUCCGCGCCGCCAUGGAGGUGCUGCGCCGCGUGCGCGACAAGGAGAUCGACACGGACCGCGCCAUCGAGCCGGUGGAGGAGAGCCUGGUGUUGCUGGCCAAGUUCGGCAUGCCGGCCAGCCGGGACGAGGCGGACCAGGUGGACACGCUGCGCUACACCUGGCAGCGCGUGCAGAGCCACGCCGCUGACGUCCAGUCGCUGCUGCGUUCAGUCGAGCCGCACUUCCGCGGCGAGCUGGUGCGCAACCUGGCGCAGUUCGCGCGCGACGUGCGCCAGUUCUGCGCCGACUACCGGCACCGCGGCCCCAUGUCUCCAGGCCUCGAGCCACGCGAGGCCUCCGACCGCAUGCAGUUCUUCCAGAACCGUUUCGACGGUCUGUGGAGGCGGCACCAGAUCUACACCAGCGGCGAAGAGCUAAUCGGUCUGGAGCACAAGGAGUACCCCAUACUGGGCCAGAUCAAGAAGGAGCUGAAUCUUCUGCAGAAGCUGUACAGGCUGUACAACGACGUGAUCGACCGAGUGAGCAGCUACUAUGAGAUCCUGUGGGACGAGGUCAACAUCGAGGAAAUUAACAACGAGCUGAUGGAGUUUCAGAACAGGUGCCGCAAGCUGCCCAAGGGUCUCAAGGAGUGGCCAGCGUUCAACGCGCUGAAGAAGACCAUCGACGACUUCAACGACAUGUGUCCGCUGAUCGAGAUGAUGGCCAACAAGGCGAUGAAGCCGCGGCACUGGCAGCGGCUCUCGCAGGUCUCCAAGUACCACUACGAUGUGGAGAGCGACGGCUUCUGCCUGAAGGACAUUCUGAUGGCGCCGUUGCUGCAGAACAAGGAGGAUAUCGAGGACAUCUGCAUAUCGGCCGUGAAGGAGCGCGACAUCGAGGCCAAGCUGCGCCAGGUGACCACCGAGUGGUCCACCCAGGAGCUGAGCUUCAUGACGUUCAAGAACCGCGGCGAGCUGCUGCUGCGCGGCGACAACACGGCCGAGGUUAUCGGCCAGCUGGAGGACAGCCUCAUGGUGCUGGGCUCCCUGCUCUCCAACAGGUACAACGCACCGUUCCGCAAGCAGAUCCAGAACUUGCUGGCUGACCUGUCAAACACCAACGAGGUGCUGGAGCGGUGGUUGUUCGUCCAGAAUCUCUGGGUCUACCUGGAGGCAGUGUUCGUCGGCGGAGACAUCGCCAAGCAGCUGCCAAAGGAGGCCAAGCGGUUCUACAUCAUCGACCGGUCGUGGCAGCGUAUCAUGCACCGGGCGCACGAGGUGCCGAACGUGGUUUCCUGCUGCGUGGGCGAGGAGACGCUUAAGCAGCAGCUACCGCACCUGCAGGAGCAGCUGGAACUUUGCCAGAAGUCGCUCUCCGGCUACCUGGAGAAGAAGCGAGUGCUGUUCCCCCGCUUCUUUUUUGUGUCCGACCCGGCGCUGCUGGAGAUCCUGGGCCAGGCCUCCGACUCUCACACGAUCCAGAGCCACCUGAUGAGCAUCUUUGACAACACCAAGUCGGUCAAGUUCCAUGACACGGACUACGACAAGAUCCAAGCCAUCAUUUCCAGCGAGGGAGAGUCCAUCACUCUGGAGAGGCCGGUCCGGGCGGAAGGCAGUGUGGAGAUGUGGCUGAUGAACUUGCUGAAGAUGGCACAACAGUCGCUGCACGCGAUCAUCCGGCAGGGUCACUUUGUGCUGCAGGACCCCACCAUCAACGUGCUCAACUUCCUCGACAGCUUCCCAGCCCAGGUGGGCAUCCUGGGCAUUCAGAUGAUCUGGACUCGUGAUGCCGAGAUGUCGCUGAGUCAGGCCAGGCUCGACCGCAAGAUCAUGUCGGAGACCAACAACCGGUUUCUGGAGCUGCUGAACCUGCUGAUCGACCGCACGGCGGCCGACCUGAGUCGCAUGGAGCGGACCAAGUACGAGACUUUGGUCACCGUGCACGUCCACCAGAGGGACAUCUUCGACCACAUGGUGGGCGCAGCCGAUCGGUGAAGGCCUGUCACUGACUUCGAGUGGCUGAAGCAAUGCCGCUUCUACUUCAAAGACGACCUGGACCAGACGCGCAUCUCCAUCACGGACGUGCAUUUCGUGUACCAGAACGAGUUCCUGGGCUGCACCGAGCGCCUGGUGAUCACACCUCUGACUGACCGGUGCUACAUAACGUUGGCCCAGGCGCUGCACAUGUCCAUGGGCGGCUGCCCCAACGGGCCGGCCGGCACCGGUAAAACGGAGACCGUCAAGGACAUGGGCAAGACGCUUGGCAAGUACGUGGUGGUGUUCAAUUGCUCCGACCAGAUGGACUUCCGUGGCCUGGGACGCAUCUACAAAGGCCUGUGCCAGUCGGGUUCGUGGGGGUGCUUCGACGAGUUCAACCGGAUCCAACUGCCGGUGCUGUCGGUGGCCGCGCAGCAGGUGGCCGUUAUCCUCGGUGCCAAGAAGGAGCACAAGAAGUACUUCAUCUUCACCGACGGCGACGAGAUCAGCCUCAACGCCGAGUUUGGCAUCUUCCUUACCAUGAACCCGAGCUACGCCGGCCGCCAGGAACUGCCGGAGAACCUCAAGAUCCAGUUCCGCAACGUGGCCAUGAUGGUGCCCGACCGGCAGAUCAUCAUCCGCGUCAAGCUGGCCUCCUGCGGCUUCCUCGAGAAUAUCACGCUGGCCAGGAAGUUCUUCACACUGUACAAACUCUGUGAGGAGCAGUUGACGAAGCAGGUGCACUAUGAUUUCGGGCUGCGAAACAUCCUGUCAGUGCUGAGAACUCUGGGCGCUUCCAAGCGGAAGAACUCCAAAGACUCCGAGUCGACGAUUGUCAUGCGCGUGCUUCGCGACAUGAAUCUCUCCAAGCUAAUCGACGAGGACGAGCCGCUCUUCUUGUCGCUCAUCAACGACCUGUUCCCGAACAUGGCGUUGGAGAAGGCCGGUUACCCGGACCUGGAGACGGCCAUCGCCGAGGAGACGGCGCGCCAGGGCCUGGUGCCACACCCGCCCUGGACCCUCAAACUCAUCCAGUUGUACGAGACGCAGCUGGUGCGACACGGCAUCAUGACACUGGGACCGAGCGGCUCCGGCAAGACCAGCUGCAUCCAGGUGCUGAUGAGGGCGUUCACGGCCACCGGCUCCGCGCACAGGGAGAUGCGCAUGAACCCCAAGUCGAUUACGGCGGCGCAGAUGUUCGGUCGCCUGGACGUGGCCACCAACGACUGGACGGACGGCAUCUUUAGCGCCCUCUGGCGCCGCACCAUGAAGGCUAAGAAGGGUGAGUACACGUGGCUGGUGCUGGACGGACCCGUGGAUCCGAUCUGGAUCGAGAACCUCAACUCAGUGCUGGACGACAACAGGACGCUGACGCUGGCCAACGGCGACCGGCUGCCCAUGGCGCCCACCUGCAAGGUCAUCUUCGAGCCGCAGGACGUCGACAACGCCUCGCCGGCCACCGUGUCCAGGAACGGCAUGGUGUACAUGAGCUCCUCGGGCCUGGACUGGAAGCCGGUGAUCACCUCUUGGGUGCGCACCAAGCCAGACCCCAAGGCCGCCUGGCUGCUGGAACUGCGCGAGCUCUUCAACAACAGCUUUUCUGCCCUCUUUACAUGGAGCACGCAGAACCUGCGCUUCAAGAUGCCUGUGUUGGAGGUUAACGUCAUCACACAGAUUCUGACGCUGCUGAACGCCAUGCUGCCGGAGAACGUGGAGGAGUCGUGCGGGGCGCUGCGGGUGUACACCUUCUGCCUGAUGUGGUCGGUGGGCGCCUUCCUGGAGAAUGAAGACCGCGCCAAGCUGGAGCUCCAGAUGCGGACGCAGUUCUCCAGCUGGGAGCUGCCCGACCCGCAGCGGCGCGAGACAAUCUUCGAUUACUUCAUAGACGAAGCCGGCACCUGGCAGCCGUGGAGGAGCCGUGUCACCGCCUAUCACUACCCGGACAACUCGACGCCCGACUUCCCCUCCAUCCUGGUGCCCAACGUCGACAACGUGCGCACCGAGUUCCUGCUGGCGCUGGCUGCCGGCCAGGGCAAGCCCUGCCUGCUUCUGGGGGAGCCGGGCUCGGCCAAGACAGUGAUGGUGGACGCCUUCAUGAAGCGCUCCAACCCAGACGAGUUCGUCAACCGCAGGAUCAACUUCUCGUCAGCCACGCUGGGCGUCAACUUCCAGCGGACGAUGGAGAGCUUCCUGGACAAGCGGAUGGGCUCCACGUACGGCCCGCCGGCCGGCAAGAAGAUGUCCGUCUUCGUGGACGACAUCAACAGUCCUCACGUCAAUGAAUGGGGAGACCAGGUCACGAAUGAGAUCGUACGGCAGACGAUCGAAAUGAGCGGCUUCUACAGCCUGGACAAGCCCGGCGAGUUCACCCACAUCGUGGACGUCCAGUUUCUGGCCGCCAUGGGUCAGCCAGGCGGCGGCCGUAACGACAUCCCGGCGCGCCUGAAGCGGCACUUCGCCAUCUUCAACUGCACGCUGCCCUCCAACACGUCCAUCGACCUGAUCUUCGGCACGAUCGCCGUGGGUCACUAUUGCGCCAAGCGGGGCUUCACUGAGGACGUGCGCAGCCUGGUGCAGAAGCUUGUGCCUCUCACCAGGAAACUGUGGCACGUGACCAAGACCAAGAUGCUGCCGACGCCGGCCAAGUUCCACUACGUGUUCAACCUGCGCGACCUCUCGCGCAUUUGGCAGGGUGUGGUCGGCACGCUGAGCACGGUAGUCGUGUCUGAGGACAUCCUGAUGGCGCUCUGGAAGCACGAGUGCACCCGUGUGGUGGCGGACAGAUUCACCAACUCGUUGGACAGCAGCUGGUUCAGCGUGCAGCUGACGCAGACGGUGCAGAAGUACCUGGGCCUGAGCUACGCAGACAUGCUCAAACAGGACCUCUUCUUCGUUGAUUUCCUUCGGGACGCGCCGGAACCGACCGGGGACGAGGGCGACGACAUCGACAUGGAGAUGCCGAAGGUGUACGAGCCGAUCGAGUCGUUCGAGGCGCUCCGGGAGCGGCUGGUCAUGUUCCAGGCGCAGUACAACGAGAUGGUGCGCGGCGUCGGCAUGGACCUCGUCUUUUUCAUGGACGCCAUGGUCCAUCUCAUCAAGAUUUCGCGCAUCAUACGCAAUCCUGGCGGAAACGCGUUGUUGGUGGGCGUAGGCGGCUCAGGCAAGCAGUCUCUGACGAAGCUGGCCUCCUUCAUUGCCAGCUACAAGACCUUCAGCCUGACCAUCACCAGGUCAUACAAUUCAAACAAUCUAAUGGAAGAUCUGAAGGUGUUGUACAGGACAUGCGGCGUCCAGGGCAAAGGCACUACAUUCAUCUUUACCGAUCAGGACAUCAAGGAAGAGGCUUUUCUCGAAUACAUCAACAACGUUCUGGCAUCUGGGCUGAUCUCCAACCUGUUCAGCCGGGACGAGACGCAGGAGAUCUGCGCCGAGCUGACGCCAAUCAUGAAGCGUGAGCACCCGCGCCGCUCGCCCACGCCCGAGACGCUGCAGGACUACUUCCUCUGCCGCGUCCGGCAGAACCUGCACGUCGUGCUCUGCUUUUCACCGGUGGGCGAGAAGUUCCGCUCCCGUGCGCUGCGCUUCCCGAGCCUGGUGUCAGGCUGCACCAUCGACUGGUUCCAGCCGUGGCCGAAGGAGGCGCUGAUCGCCGUGGCGCAGCACUUCAUUGACAGCUUUACGCUGGCCUGCACGCCCGAGGUCCGGCGGGAGCUGGUGCAGGCCAUGGGUGCCGUCCAGGACACGGUGGCCGACUACUGCAUCCAGUUCUUCCUCAGGUUCCGCCGCUUCGCACACGUGACACCCAAGUCGUACCUGUCCUUCCUUAACUCGUACAAGACGGUGUACCGCAGCAAGAGCGCCGAGAUCGGCGAGCUCGGCGAGCGCAUGAGCUCGGGCCUCACCAAGCUGCACGAGGCGUCGCUGACGGUGGAGGCGCUGAAGCGGGAGCUGGUGGUGACGGAGACCGAUCUGGCGCUGGCCUCCGACAAGGCCGAGCAGGUGCUGGAGGCGGUGACGAACCGGGCACACGAGGCCGAGACCAUCCGAGACCAGGUGGUCCGUGUCAAGGACCGCGCCAUUGAGCUGGUCGAACAGAUCGCCGUCGACAAGCAGCUGGCCGAGCAGAAGCUGGAGCUGGCGCGGCCGGCCCUGGAGAUGGCGGAGGCGGCGCUCAACACCAUCAAGCAGGCCCACAUCGCGACGGUGCGCAAGCUGGGUCGACCUCCUCAUCUGGUGAUGCGCAUCAUGGACUGCGUGCUCAUCCUGUUCCAGAAGCGCCUACAGCCGGUCAAACCUGACCCGCAGGCCCCCUGUCCCAAACCCUCCUGGGUCGAGUCACUGAAGAUGAUGGCCAGCACGACGUUCCUGCAGCAGCUGCAGACCUACCCCAAGGACACCAUCAACGACGAGAUGAUCGAGCUGCUCGAGCCCUACUUCUCCAUGGAGGACUACAACAUGGACACGGCUACGCGCGUGUGCGGUGACGUGGCCGGUCUGCUCUCGUGGACCCGCGCCAUGUCCUUCUUCUUCGGCGUCAACAAGGAGGUGCUGCCGCUCAAGGCGAACCUGGCGCUGCAGGGCGCCCGGCUGUCGGCGGCCCAGGCCGAGCUGAGCAGGGCCGAGGCCGAGUUGACCGAGAAGGAGGCCGAGCUGGCCACCGUCAAGGCCCAGUACGACCGGGCCGUGGCCGAGACGACGCGGCUGACGCAGGCGGCCGACGCAUGUCGCCGCAAGAUGCACGCCGCCAGCCAGCUCAUCAACGGCCUUGGCGGCGAGAAGGUGCGCUGGACGCAGCAGAGCAAGGCCUUCAAGGAGCAGAUGGGACGCCUGGUGGGAGACGCCCUGCUGGCGGUGGCCUUUCUCUCGUACUCGGGCCCGUUCAACCAGGAGUUCCGCUGCGCCCUGCAAACCAGCUGGAAGAAGGUGCUGCAGUCGCGGGGUAUACCGAUGACGGCCACCCUCAACAUCGUCAGCAUGCUCUGCGACAACGCCACCGUGGCCGAGUGGAGUCUGCAGGGUUUGCCCAGUGACGAGCUGUCGAUCCAGAACGGCAUCGUGGCGACGCAGGCCAGCUGCUACCCGCUCAUGAUCGACCCACAGGGCCAGGGAAAGGCCUGGAUCAAGAACCGAGAGGCCUCCAACGAGCUUCAGAUCAGCUCACUCAACCACAAGUACUUCCGGGCUCACCUGGAGGACAGUCUGUCUCUGGGCAGGCCGCUGCUGAUUGAAGACGUGGGCGAGGAGCUGGACCCGGUGCUUGAUAACCUGCUGGAGAAGAACUUCAUCAAGUCUGGCUCUACGCUUAAGGUGCUGGUGGGUGACAAGGAGUGCGACGUUAUGCCCGGCUUCACACUCUACAUCACCACCAAGAUGGCCAAUCCGGCGUACAGUCCAGAGGUGGCCGCGAAGACGGCCAUCAUCGACUUCACCGUCACCAUGCUGGGGUUGGAGGACCAGUUGCUCGGGCGUGUGAUCCGCACUGAGAAGGUGGAGCUUGAGUCGGACCGCGUGGCUCUCAUCGAGGCCGUGAUGGAAAACAAGCGCAAGACCAAGGCGCUGGAGGACGACCUGCUGUACCGCCUGACUUCGACUCAGUUGUACGAGACGCAGCUGGUGCGACACGGCAUCAUGACACUGGGACCGAGCGGCUCCGGCAAGACCAGCUGCAUCCAGGUGCUGAUGAGGGCGUUCACGGCCACCGGCUCCGCGCACAGGGAGAUGCGCAUGAACCCCAAGUCGAUCACGGCGGCGCAGAUGUUCGGUCGCCUGGACGUGGCCACCAACGACUGGACGGACGGCAUCUUCAGCGCCCUCUGGCGCCGCACCAUGAAGGCUAAGAAGGGUGAGUACACGUGGCUGGUGCUGGACGGACCCGUGGAUCCGAUCUGGAUCGAGAACCUCAACUCAGUGCUGGACGACAACAGGACGCUGACGCUGGCCAACGGCGACCGGCUGCCCAUGGCGCCCACCUGCAAGGUCAUCUUCGAGCCGCAGGACGUCGACAACGCCUCGCCGGCCACCGUGUCCAGGAACGGCAUGGUGUACAUGAGCUCCUCGGGCUUGGACUGGAAGCCGGUGAUCACCUCUUGGGUGCGCACCAAGCCAGACCCCAAGGCCGCCUGGCUGCUGGAACUGCGCGAGUACUUCAACAACAGCUUUUCUGCCCUCUUUACAUGGAGCACGCAGAACCUGCGCUUCAAGAUGCCUGUGUUGGAGGUUAACGUCAUCACACAGAUCCUGACGCUGCUGAACGCCAUGCUGCCGGAGAACGUGGAGGAGUCGUGCGGGGCGCUGCGGGUGUACACCUUCUGCCUGAUGUGGUCGGUGGGCGCCUUCCUGGAGAAUGAAGACCGCGCCAAGCUGGAGCUCCAGAUGCGGACGCAGUUCUCCAGCUGGGAGCUGCCCGACCCGCAGCGGCGCGAGACAAUCUUCGAUUACUUCAUAGACGAAGCCGGUGCGUAA